AUGAGUGCCCCUGCUUAUUUAAAAAGAGGCAGCGUCCCGUUGCAGGAUUCUGGUGCUGCCAUGGCUAAUGCGAACCCGGCGUCGGCGUUUGGCCAGCCGACGAACCCCUACAUCACGUUCACGGCCUCCUCUCCCAACGGUUUGCAGAAUGCCCAGCCGAUGCCGGCCAGGAAAAGAAUCUGGGUCAAACGUCCAGGUGGCAACGCCACGACGCUGUUUGUGGGUCCAGGAGACCUCGUGGACGACGUCAAGUCGCAAAUCAUGCUCAAGUUCCCCACCACACUGGCACAGCAGUUCGACCCCUCAGAGCUCAUUUUGAAACUGGAGAUCCCGUCUGUCUUGUCUCCGUCCUCGUCCGCGUUUAAUACUGCUUCGGGCCACCCGCAACGAGACUCCACUUUCCAGAACUCCCCGCUGGCGGCCCAGAACUCCACGUAUGCACCGAAAACCAUCAUGAGCCGCUCCAGCAGCACCAACUUACAGGGCAACAAAAUGUCGAAAAUGAGGCCGCACGCAGCUGUCGGGGAGAACCCCUCGCUCCACGCGCAUCCGGUGUCACCGAUCCCUGUGUCCGCAUCCAAGUCGUCGCUGUUGAGCCACAACGAGGUCUCGGCAGCAGACCGGGUGCCCGAGCCAACUCACAAACCGUCGCCCGUUGGCCAUACCCGGACCCAUGCCAAGUCGCGAACCACCACCAUAGUGCUGGAGCCCGAUGCGUUCAUCUGGAAGAUAGUGGACCAGUACUUCCCAUCCGGCAUGAAGGUGGAGGACUCGUUCAUCAUCGACACGCCGUACCCGGUGGUGGAAAAGAGACCCAGUGCCAAGACGACGUUCCCGCAGGCGGCCGAAACGAGCUCUCUCAGCCAGGCCGGUGCAGGCGGCCUGGUCAACCCAGAAGCUAAGGACGCCGCGAAUGCUCCGCCUUUCUAUAGUGGCUCGCUGUCUGGCCGGUCCAACCCGACUAGGACUCCCCAGGACGCCGCUUUUUCAGACAAUAACUACUCUGGAAAGGUAGCAGUGCUGGGCGAGCAGAGCCUGCCUCCUCCAAGAGAGUUCACCAGGCUAGGACGCAAUUCUGUCCAGGACCAGAAUCAGUCUUCCUCCACAGUGAUUCUUUUCCCAAAGGGCACCAGGACAGGCAGUAAAUCGCCGGCCUCGCAAUAUUCCAACAACGCCCCGACUCCUGGAAGAACGCCGACAUUCGAGGAGAACCAUGCUGCAGACGAGUCCAAUAAGGCCUCCACGACUCCAGAAAGCGCGUCCUCGUCUUCAAAACACCCAAUCGUGCUCAAACACGGGCCAAAAAAGGAGGAAGUGGCGUCGGCGCUGCGUUUGAAACAGCAACCGAAGCCAGGGAUUAAUAAGAUCCUGAACAACAUUAAUGUACUGGUUGUGGAGGAUAAUUUGGUGAAUCAGAAAAUUCUGGCCAGACACCUAAAGUCCUGUAACGUUCAGUUCAAAAUCGCUUCCAACGGAGAAGAAGGCCUGCAGCUGUGGAAGGAAGGAGGCUUCCAUCUUUGUUUUAUGGAUAUCCAGCUGCCUGUGAUAUCCGGAAUCCAGGUGACGGAGGAAAUUAGACGGCUGGAACGACUCAACCGGAUUGGGAAUUUCGCCAACUUAUCUCUUCCGACGGAGCAGGAGGAGUUGAAGCCGGCUGACCAGCUGGACCACGACCUGUUCCGUUCGCCGAUAAUCAUUGUGGCGUUAACGGCGUCGACGUCUGCGGCCGACAAGCAACAGGCUCUGGCUGCUGGCUGCAACGAUUACUUGACGAAGCCUGUGCAGCUGAAGUGGCUUCGGAAUAAGCUGACAGAAUGGGGUUGCAUGCAAGCGCUGAUCAACUACGACCACUUCAGAAACGGUAAAGAUUAA
Ogataea haglerorum is the source of this 1872-nucleotide messenger RNA. RefSeq lists its product as uncharacterized. Gene Ontology annotation, biological process: phosphorelay signal transduction system. The record is from RefSeq and is a predicted model, not a curated record. Bases 1 to 1872 code for a protein of 623 amino acids. The transcript has a single exon. NCBI's taxonomy places the organism in Eukaryota, Fungi, Ascomycota, Pichiomycetes, Pichiales, Pichiaceae.